UGAAGUGUCAUUAAUGUCAGGCGUCAGCUGUUGUAAUUGUGUUAAUUGCCUUUGUUUUUUUUAAACAUUUUAUCAGUUUGGUGGUUAAAGAGCAUUGAGAUUUCAGUUCAACGACCAAUUUAUAACUAGUUAGAAGUAUCACAACGAAGUCUUUGAAUUAUAAGUGUUUGUACUCAUUCAAAAAAUGAAGGCAAAAACUGGACUUACAAGGUUCCACAACUGUUACAUUCUUCGUGAAAGUCAAAUUAUUAAAGAAGACCUACUUAUACGAGAGGGAAAAAUUGUGAGUCCAGAGGAAGUUUUUUAUGUUGAGCAGGUAGAACCUGAUGAAACUAUCGACUGUGAUAAUUUGCUUAUUGCUCCAGGAUUUAUUGAUAUACAAAUUAAUGGUGGAUGGGGAGUAGAUUUUUCUUAUGAUUCUGAAAGUGUUAAGGAGGGAGUUAAUAAAGUAGCAAAAGAAUUACUAAGCCAUGGAGUAACAUCGUUCUGUCCAACUAUGGUGACAUCGGAAAAGGAAAAGUAUUCAAAAAUAUUACCAAAAAUUCAGAAAACCCAAGGAAGUAAAGAUGGUGCAACUGUUCUUGGUGUCCAUCUAGAAGGCCCAUUUAUAAGUCUCGCAAAAAAAGGUGCACACUCGCCAGAACUCAUUAAAAAUCCAGAAAAGGGUAUUGAUUCAAUCCUUGAAGUAUAUGGAACAUUGGACAAUGUUGUAAUUGUAACCAUUGCCCCAGAACUGCCUGGAGCAUUGAAGGCUAUAAAAAGUUUAACUGAAAUGGGUAUAAAAGUAGCCCUCGGUCAUACAGAAGCAAGCCUAGCUCAAAGUGAAGAAGGUGUGAAGCAUGGGGCAAACUUAAUCACACAUUUGUUUAAUGCUAUGCUGCCAUUCCAUCAUCGUGACCCUGGCCUAGUUGGCUUGCUAGCAUCAUCCACAGAAAAGCAAGUAUACUAUGGAAUAAUAUCUGAUGGCAUCCAUACUCACCCCGCAGCACUAAGAAUCGCGUGUCGAACCAAUCCUGAAGGGUUAGUACUAGUGAGCGACGCAGUAGCCGCCCAAGGAUUACCAAAUGGAACCUUCCGAAUCGGCCCUCAAACUGUUAGUGUAGAAAAUGGUUGGGCUUAUGUAGCCGGUACUAAGACCUUAUGUGGCAGCACUAUGGCAUUGGACCAAUGUAUCAAAACCUUUAAAAAAGCUACGGACUGCUCUCUCGAAUAUUCAUUAGAAGCUGCAUCCUUACAUCCCGCCAAAGCAUUAGGAAUUGACGAUAGUAAGGGAAAAUUAAAUUUCGGCUAUGAUGCAGACUUCGUAUUUUUACAUUCCAAAACAUUGAAAGUUAUGUCUACUUGGAUUGCUGGAGAAUGUGUUUAUAAAGCUCCUUAAUCUAUGCAUUUAUUAUAUUGUUACCAUUUUGUGAUAUAAGAAUACUUGCACUAAGUGCAUCAUUUAUUUUACUUUAUUAUAUUUUAUUAUACAUUUUUAAAACAA
Zerene cesonia (dogface butterfly) is the source of this 1483-nucleotide messenger RNA. Its product is annotated as N-acetylglucosamine-6-phosphate deacetylase. The coding region runs from base 185 to 1378 and encodes 397 amino acids. The record is from RefSeq and is a predicted model, not a curated record. The transcript is spliced from 6 exons. Gene Ontology annotation, biological process: N-acetylglucosamine catabolic process. Gene Ontology annotation, molecular function: N-acetylglucosamine-6-phosphate deacetylase activity. NCBI's taxonomy places the organism in Eukaryota, Metazoa, Arthropoda, Insecta, Lepidoptera, Pieridae.